Molecule: messenger RNA, 1445 nt
Organism: Daphnia carinata
Lineage: Eukaryota; Metazoa; Arthropoda; Branchiopoda; Diplostraca; Daphniidae
Product: 2-acylglycerol O-acyltransferase 2-A-like
Exons: 6
Coding region: 306-1334 (342 amino acids)
Biological process (GO): triglyceride biosynthetic process
Cellular component (GO): endoplasmic reticulum membrane
Molecular function (GO): diacylglycerol O-acyltransferase activity
Source: RefSeq, a predicted model, not a curated record
GAUAAUCCUACUGCAGCAAUUACGCAAACAGUUAAAUUUCUCUGAGUAAAGGACAAAGUGCUUCUUCCCAAAUAUGACUCUCGAAAAGUAAAAGUUGUUUACAUGAAGCCUCUGCCAUCCCGCAAAUUAUAAGGGUCUUUCAACUGAUUUAAAAUACUCCCACCGGCUCUAUUUGUUUACAUAGGGUAGAUAGGCGGACAGAAAAUCAAUAUUUAUUCUGAACGUGAAAAAGUGCAUAGUUGCGUACUGCGAAAUUGACUUAAAGACUAGCCUUCCGUACGAACGGUGCUUCUUCGCUAGAAGUAAUGAAAAUUUUUGGGAUUGAGUACGCCCCGCUAUUAGUUCCUCUCGAACGAAGAAGACAAACAUGGGCUGUUUUCGUUUGGAUCGGCUCUUUUUUUUUUAUGGGGCCAGCAGCUCUUCUAGGAUUUUUGUACCUGUUCUUCUUCACACGUUUCUACUUUGUCCCUUUAUUCUAUGUGGCCUGGUAUGUAGCUGACAUUAAAACACCUGAAUGUGGGGGAAGAAGGUGGAAUUGGGUACGAAGAUGGUCUUUAUGGAAAGACUAUGCAUCCUAUUUCCCAGUAACACUGGUGAAAGAAGCUGAUUUAGAUCCAAAAUUCAAUUAUUUUAUUGGCUCUCACCCUCAUGGAAUCCUGUGCUCUGGUGCCUUUUGCAACUUUGCUACAGAAGGAACAAAUGUUUCUAAAGUCUAUCCAGGAAUUACCUUCUCAUUAACAACAUUGAACUGCCAGUUUGUAAUGCCCUUCUACAGAGAAUUUUUCAUGACAAGUGGAGCUGUUUCUGCUUCCAGAAGGAGCAUCGAUCAUAUCUUAGGGAGUAGUCCUGGAGGCAAUGCUGUCAUAUUGGUGGUUGGGGGAGCACCAGAAUCACUUGAUACUCAUCCCAAUGUUGAUGAUGUCACCUUAAUUCUAAAACCAAGAAAGGGAUUUAUUCGUUUGGCUCUUAAGCAUGGGGCUCAUUUAGUACCAUCUUUUUCUUUUGGUGAAAAUGAAGUGUAUGAUCAAGUUGACAAUCCUCGUGGUUCAAAGUUAAGAAGUUUUCAAGAUUACCUCCAGAAAAUGAUUGGACUAGCACCAGUUUUGAUAAAGGGGAGAGGCAUAUUUCAGUACUCAUUUGGUAUCAUUCCAUACCGUAGACCAAUCACUACAGUUGUUGGUAAACCAAUAUUUGUGGAGAGGACAGGCAAUCCUAGUGAUGAGCAAGUUAAUGAGUUACACUCAAAAUAUAUUGAUGAGCUUGUUGCCCUUUUUGAGCGACACAAGCAUAAAUACUACCCACCAAGAGAACAUAUCAAGUUGAAAAUUCUCUAAAAUUUUAUACUUUUGUUGUGUUAGAUUUGCUGUUUGUUUCAUACUACUAAAAACAGGGUUCCUAACUGAAAGAUUUUUCAAAAUCAUAGAAAUACACAGUGCAAGCCUGUA